AUGGGUUUCCAAAUCACCGGCAGGUCAUUUGACGAAAUGCAACAGAGUGCCAUAGACAUGCUGCUGGAAAGUUCUUCAGAAACGUCUGCCGCCAGAAAAGAGAUAUCCGGCGACAAAGGCAGCAGCGCUGCCGGCUUCGGCGGCAUCGUAGUUGGCACGGAGAUGCGUCGCGGCGAUUCUAAGUCUGCUGAGCAGGUCCAUUCGCCGAUUACAGAAGAAGAGGAGGCGGAGUGCGAGAAGUCGAUCGAUACCACCAGGUAUUCCGGUCAACAGGCGGAAGCAGAUUCCGGCGGCACAAAUGUAAACGCAUGCGCUUCUACCGCCACCGCAGCAGAGUCUAAUGAGGGCCGAAAGCUGUGUGAAUAUUUCAACCAGCAGCAAAAGGACUCGGCGCAAAAACGACCACCUGAAAUGACCGGCGGCAAAGACGCUCCACAGCAUGCGAUCACCUACCAGCUCAUGCACAUGAGUUAUUAUGCGGACGACAAAGCCGUGACGGCGGCAGGCAACGCGUCCAACGUGUCGCCCGUCAAGCUGCGAGCGAAGUCGUGGAAAUCGAAACUGGACGCUGCCUCGAAUGGUUCUGAUGCCGCUUUGAGGGUCACUCGCUGUUGCAGCACCGACAUAGAAAAAAUUGCAGACAGGAGAUGCUCCGUUGUCAAAACGAAGGCAAGUUGA
Soboliphyme baturini is the source of this 678-nucleotide messenger RNA. Lineage: Eukaryota; Metazoa; Nematoda; Enoplea; Dioctophymatida; Soboliphymatidae. The record is from the annotation of a GenBank genome assembly.